Messenger RNA from Contarinia nasturtii (swede midge), 1502 nucleotides. It is a transcript of the gene SCCRO, whose product is annotated as DCN1-like protein. Bases 181 to 993 code for a protein of 270 amino acids. The record is from RefSeq and is a predicted model, not a curated record. Gene Ontology annotation, molecular function: cullin family protein binding; ubiquitin-like protein binding; ubiquitin conjugating enzyme binding. Gene Ontology annotation, biological process: protein neddylation; positive regulation of ubiquitin-protein transferase activity. Gene Ontology annotation, cellular component: ubiquitin ligase complex. The transcript is spliced from 4 exons. Lineage: Eukaryota; Metazoa; Arthropoda; Insecta; Diptera; Cecidomyiidae.
UGAUUACAGAAUAGUAUUAUUUUGGUGUUGUAUUUGCAAAUAGAAGAAUAUCAGCAGCAAAAGCAUUAAAUUUCGUCGAAAUAGCAGAAAUCAACACGCAAUUUGUUGAUUUUAUUUUGUUUUUCCCAUCAAAGCCAAUAUAGUUUUGUAAAUUUCUAGACGUGAAUUAUUUAUUCAAAAAUGAACAAGUUGAAAUCAUCGCAACGUGAUAAGGUGAAGAAGUUUAUGGCCAUUACUCAGACGGGCGAACAAACGGCAAUUUUUUGUUUGCAAAACAACGAAUGGAAAUUAGACCAAGCGAGCGAUAAUUAUUUUCAACAACCGCAAACAUACUAUCGUGAUUUAGACCACAAGAAAGUCGAACAGCUAUUUCGACGAUACGAAGAUCCGCAUGAUCCGACAAAAAUCUCAACCGAUGGUGUAUGCCGAUUUUUGGACGAUUUACGACUCGAUCCAACAUCCAAAUUGGUUUUGAUUAUUGCGUGGAAAUUUCGCGCCGAAACACAAUGUGAAUUUACAAAAGUCGAAUUUGUUAACGGUUUUGUUGAGUUAGGCAUAGAUAGUAUAGAUAGUUUAAGAUCAAAACUACCAUCACUAGAAAAUGAAUUAUGUGACCCGAAUAAAUUCAAAGAUUUCUAUCAUUUUACAUUCAACUAUGCAAAAGAGGACACACAAAAGGGCAUCGAUCUGGAAAUGGCCAUCGCAUACUGGAAUAUUGUGCUAAAAGGUCAAUUCAAAUUUCUGGAUCAAUGGUGUGAAUUCUUGAAGAAAAAUCACAAACGCUCUAUCCCGAAGGACACAUGGAAUUUAUUGUUAGAUUUCGCGGCGCAUAUCGAUGACAACAUGUCUAAUUACGACGCAGAAGGUGCGUGGCCGGUGUUAAUAGAUGACUUUGUCGAAUGGUUUCAUACAAAUUACCAGCGGCAAUCGGUGAUCAGCCAAUCGACAAGUGGCAGCAGUGAAAAACAACACGCAAACAUGUACUGCGGCUAAGCAAUCGUCGUUCGAUACACUCACUCAACAAUUCUAUUUUUAACGUUUUUUAACAACAACAAAAAUCAUUUUUUUUAUGUCAACACCCAUGUUAUUUCUCGUUAUUACCAGUUAAAACGUUUUUUUUUUCUUUUUCCGUUGACUUGAGGCAAAAUUUUAUAAUAAGUUUUCUAUUGAUUUCACUUUUUUUCCCCGUAAGAAUGUUUGUUAUCAUUAGUCACAGUCGAACUUCAGUUAACUGAAUCUUUAUUUAAAUAUUAUAAAAUUUAAUAAUAGAAAAAGAUAUAGAAAAUCUAAACUGAAGUUCAAAAAAUGAAGAAAAAAAAAUUAAAAAAAAUCGGAAAUUUUACCAAAAGUUUCCAUAUUUACAUUUAAUACGAUUUGAAAUACAACUACAUGAAACAGAGGUAAUUUAAUAAAUACAAAUCAGUUUAUUUGUAAGCUUGAUAUGAGAAAAUUUAUGAAAUAAGAACAUUAUGAAAUGAAGAAAAGAAGAAAAAAAUCGUAAA